AUGGUGUUUAGUGCUUGGGGUUUGGUCUGUGCUCUACUUAUUACUAUCUCUGCUGCGUUCAGAUACGAUCCAGCUUAUAUCCAGUACAAUCUCAACCAAAAUCAGACAGCAAAUGAUCCGCUAGACUACUGGGGCGAGUGGACAGGACACGAAUAUAAUCCCUCGCCGGCAAAUUGGAGAUUCCCCUUCUAUACACUCUUUCUUGACAGAUUCGUGAACGGGGAUCCUUCGAACGACAACAUAAACGGUACCUCAUUCGAACAUGACUCCAAUUCCAACCAAAUGCGUCAUGGCGGUGACAUACAAGGCUUACUGGAUACUUUGGAUUAUCUCCAGGGCAUGGGUGUCAAGGGGCUUUAUAUAGCUGGGUCACCCUUCAUCAACAUGCCUUGGGGGUAUGACCAAUACUCACCUCUUGACCUGUCAAUCUUAGACCCUCAUUUCGGCGAUAUCGAUAUGUGGCGUACAGCGAUAGAAGAGAUCCACGCCCGAAAUAUGUAUGUCGUCUUGGACAAUACCUUCGCCACCAUGGGCGACCUCAUCGGAUUUGAUGGCUAUCUCAACACUACCACACCUUUCACGCUGGCGGAACACCAGGUUCAGUGGAAGACGGACCGACACUAUCAGGACUUCCAAAUUGGGAAUAACUAUAACAAAACCUGUCAAUACCCCCGAUUCUGGUUGGAAACAGGGUAUCCCGUGGGUGAAGACGUCACAAAAGACAUGGUCGGGUGCUAUGACAGCGAGUUUGAUCAAUAUGGAGACACUGAAGCUUUUGGACUCCAUCCGGAUUGGGUUCGGCAGCUCAGUAAGUUCGCUUCAGUGCAAGAUCGCUUGCGCGAAUGGCACGAGCCCGUACGCCGAAAGCUGGAGAAUUUCUACUGUAUUUUGAUCGCUCAACUUGAUGUUGACGGCUUCCGAUAUGACAAAGCGACUCAAAGCACCAUCGAUGCCAUGGGCUUCAUGAAUGAUGCCAUGCGCAGAUGUGCAAAGAGGUACGGCAAGAACAACUUUUUCCUUCCGGGUGAAAUCACUGGCGGUAACGUGUUCGGGUCGCUCUAUCUUGGUCGUGGUAGGCAGCCCGAUAUGGUUGCCGACAAUAUUACGAUGGCGGUGACCAUGACCAACGAUUCUGCCUCCAAAUACUUUCUGCGCGGACCGGAUCAUGGUGCUCUCGAUGCUGCAGCUUUCCAUUACACCGUCUACCGGACAUUGACACGAUUCUUGGGUAUGGAUGGCAACCUCGAAGCUGGGUAUGAUGCUCCUCCAAACUGGGUUGACAUGUGGAAUGACUUCCUCAUAACAAACGACUUCGUGAACGCCAAUACCGGCCUUUUUGACCCUAGGCAUCUGUAUGGUGUAACGAACCAGGACGUCUUCCGUUGGCCUGCGAUAACCAACGGGAUUGAACGCCAACUGCUCGGUCACUUCAUUACCACGAUCGAGUUGCCUGGCGCACCUCUCCUUCUUUGGGGGGAGGAACAGGCCUUUUAUGUCUUGGAUAAUACGGCCUCCAACUACAUCUUCGGCCGACAAGCAAUGUCUUCAGCAACGGCAUGGCUCAGCCACGGCUGUUAUAGCCUCGAUUCUACCCAGUUCUUCAAGAUGCCACUCAAUGCUUCACGUCAUGGAUGUGAAGAUGAGGCGGUCAGCUAUGAUCAUCGGGACCCCUCACAUCCUGUGCGCAAUAUCAUACACCACAUGAAUCAGCUCAGGGAACAAUAUCCAGUACUUCAGGACGGCUUUUUUCUACAGCAGUUGUCGAAUCAGACCGAGCACAUCCAGUUACCCGGCUCAGGACACGUCAAAACUGAGACUGGCAUGUGGUCGGUCAUGCGGUCAGGCUUCCCAGGCGUGCAAGACCUGAGUGCUACAGGAGCAGGUAAUCUUCAAAUCUGGCUACUGUACUCGAAUGCCAAUACGACGAGGUCUUAUACUUUCGACUGCAACAACAAUGCUACUGACCUAAAUACCACGAGCUUGAUCGCGCCUUAUGAUGCAGGCACUACCGUCAAAAAUCUGUUCUACCCUUAUGACGAGCACACUCUGGAUGAUAGCGUUCAUUCCUUGGGAAUUAACGGUUCGACGGAGCCGAAUGGCUGCUUGAGUGGCUUGCAGAUGCAAGCAUAUGACUUCCGCGCAUAUGUCCCUCUGGCUCAAUGGGUGGGACCCAAGCCCAUGAUCACCAAAUUCAGCCCCGGCCAUGAUGUGCGCCUCGAGUCCAAGGUCAGCGCAAACGAGACUGAAAGGGUUGAUAUCGAGAUCCAGUUUUCCGUCGACAUGGAUUGUGAUAGCGUCACCAACAGCAUUGUGUUCAACUCAACCACCGAAACAGGCGACGCGCCCACCAUUGACCAGCACAGUAUCCAAUGCGGUAAUCUGAGCAGUCCUCAGACUCCUCCUUAUGUGGGCGCCAUAUCGUCUACAUGGUCUUGGUCUGCGACACUCGAAGGUGUUGCCAAUGGCAUUCACGCGAUCUCUGUCCGAAAUGCAUCGUCUGUGAGCGGGGAGGUGACCGACGCAAUAGACCGAUUCUUGUUUCGGAUUGGACAAAGGAACAACCCUAUGGUGUUUACGACGAGUGCAAACUAUUCGUCUAGCCUCCUGGGAAAGAGUGACAACGGCACGCUAACCCUCUCUCACGCAGCGGCCGGGGCUGACAAAUGGCGCUAUUCGACAAAUUGGGGCUCCUCAUUCUCGCCCUGGAUGUCUUACGGAGGCGGGAAGACCCAGAUCGAAGAGCAACCAUGGUCUGGUACAGAUCUACAGUCCUGGAAAGGUACGCAUGUACGAGUGGAAUACUUCAGCCGCUUAGCCGGCAGCAGUGACCACAUCCAACAGGGCGAUCUGGAUUAUGACAUUCCUAGACGGUUUCCCCAUCUCUUUGUUAACGGCCCUUAUAAUCAAUAUGGCUAUGAUGCCGGGCUGGACAACAGGAUGAAGUUAACCACCAACUCGACAUGGGAACAUCAUUUCAUGACAGAAUGGAGUCUCAGUGGCGCGCUGGCACAGAUCAAUGUUUGGGGAAUCAACCCAGACGGCAAGCCAGAUCAGACUUUUGUUAUGGGAGAUGCAGACGGAGAUUCAGUUCUCGAUCGGCUGCCACCAUCAUCGUUGUCCUCGGUCGUCCUCAACAUCACGCAGCCCCCUCCGAAGCCGUAUCUUGGCUGGCGAGUCGUCAUCCACGAUGGCAACUUACGCUUCAAGCUCGUGCCGUCAGGGAAUAUGUGGAGUCAGUUGAUCCUCUAUGUCCUUUUAUGGACCGUUCCCGUCAUCACAGCAGCGUUCGGAGUGUGGUCGUUCAUGCAGGCGUUCUAUCAGGUCAAGUUCAACCAGGUUGGGUUUUCGGAGAAAGCUGCCCUCAUCCCUGCUGGUCUCAAGAAGCAGUUCAAGAAACUCGUGGAUGAGGAAAACUCGCCUGGCCUUCUGUCAAAGUUCACCCGCAAACCGAAGUUUGUUCAGCCUACGGGGACCAUCAUUGAUCAGCAACGACGUCGGACCGUUCUGAUAGCAACGAUGGAGUACGACAUCGAAGACUGGGCCAUCAAAGUCAAGAUAGGAGGCCUCGGAGUCAUGGCUUCUUUGAUGGGUAAGAACCUUGGACAUCAAAACCUUGUCUGGGUUGUCCCUUGCGUCGGAGACAUCGACUACCCAGUGGAUCAAACGGCCGAUCCAAUGACAGUGUCCAUCCUAGGCAAGCCUUAUGAAGUCCAGGUCCAGUAUCAUGUGCUCCGGAAUAUCACGUACGUUCUUCUCGACGCGCCCGUCUUCCGCCAGCAGACGAAAGCCGAACCGUAUCCGCCCAGGAUGGAUGAUCUUCCAUCCGCAAUCUAUUACUCGGCCUGGAAUCAAUGUAUCGCGCAGGCCGUGAACCGCUUCCCUGUGGACCUCUACCAUAUCAACGACUACCAUGGCUCAGUCGCUCCGCUGUAUCUGCUCCCACGAACCAUUCCUGCCUGUUUAUCCCUACACAAUGCUGAGUUUCAGGGCUUGUGGCCGAUGAGAACACGACAAGAACGUGAAGAAGUGUGUUCGGUUUUUAACCUGUCACCUGAAGUGGUCCAGAAGUACAUUCAAUUUGGCGAGGUCUUCAACCUGUUGCACGCUGGCGCAUCUUACCUCAGAGUUCACCAGGAGGGCUUCGGCGCUGUGGGCGUGUCGAAAAAGUAUGGGAAGCGAUCAUAUGCGAGAUACCCUAUAUUCUGGGGACUGAAGAAGGUUGGAAACCUGCCCAAUCCUGACCCAUCAGAUACCGGAGAGUGGGACAAGAAGCUUCCGAAAGAUUCAGACAUCCGAGUCGACCCAGAGUUUGAGGCUCGCCGUCCUGAACUGAAGCGUCAAGCGCAGGAAUGGGCUGGUCUAGAGCAGAAUCCGAAAGCCGAACUCUUUGUGUUCGUAGGCCGAUGGAGUAUGCAGAAGGGCAUUGAUUUGAUUGCUGAUGUGUUCCCCUCGAUUUUGGACGCCAAUCCAAAUGUUCAGUUGAUCACCGUCGGACCUGUCAUUGACUUGUACGGCAAAUUCGCCGCGUUGAAGCUGGAUCGAAUGAUGAAGCUCUACCCAGGCAGGGUCUUCUCGAAGCCGGUCUUCACGGCAUUGCCGCCCUUCAUCUUCUCUGGAGCAGAGUUCGCGUUAAUCCCUUCCCGCGACGAGCCCUUCGGAUUGGUCGCCGUCGAAUUCGGUCGCAAGGGCGCUCUAGGAGUGGGUGCGAGGGUCGGAGGGCUUGGAAGUACCCCGGGAUUCUUCUUCACGGUUGAGUCGAUGACAACAGGACAUCUGAUCCAUCAGUUUAAGCUGGCCAUCAAGGAGGCGUUAAGCUGCAAGCCUGAAACCCGCGCUCUCAUGAGAGCAAGGGCGGCCAAGCAGAGAUUUCCCGUGGCCCAGUGGGUCGAGGAUUUAGAAAUCCUUCAGUCGACGGCGACUCGCAUUCAUGACAAGGUUGAAGCGACGAAGCGUCAUUCCGCAGCUGCGGAGAUGAUGUGGCCCAGUUCCAUCUGGAACACGCCUGCGGGUUCUGGCGCUGUGACACCACGGACACCUAACAUGCCACAUUCGCGGGCGUCAAGCUAUGCGGCUCUACAUUCCCUCACCUCUCGUCUCAAGAAUAUCGGACACAAUCACGAGCAGUCUCAUCGUGUUGGCAACCUCUCGAGCCCUGGGCUUUCCCGCUCAGCUUCGCUUGGAUCUCGUAGGGGACCGGGCCACUUGGCGGCUCGAGACACACAUGACGGCUCGGAGCCGAAUUCCCCUGCGAUGCUGCCUCCAGUACCAGACAUGGAAGGAGACGACACUGGAAUUGGCACGGCAGUGAGUCACUACGACAACGAUCGUGAGUCUGACGAUGAGGAUGAGCAUGGGCGCGAAGCCCAACUCGAGGAUGACUCGAGCGAUUCUGAAGACGAGUCGACCACAAUGUCUACACCAAACCACGGCCGCUACGACGGAUGGGCGGUACAGGAAGAAGGGUAUCUUCCCUCUCGAGACAAUGAAUCACCCCGCCUGAACAGAGGCUUGGAACUAGAGCUUUCCCCCUUGCCAAAGGUGAGAUCGGGCGCUUUUGAUAGCCCCCCGCUUCCAGCGUCACCGAGACCUGAUCUGGGCCUCCUCGUCCCACCUGCUGCCCUCUCGGAAUCGAACUAUCGGUUGUCCAGUAAUUCGAUGCUCUCUGUCAAUUCCGUGGUUGGGGAAAAGCAAGAUUUCAUGCUUCAAAAGGUAGAUCCCUUUUUCACUGACAGCAACGGAGAAUUCGCGCGAGCGUUCGAGAAGAAACUCGAGAGUCUCACUGGCAGCACCUCGGAGUCGGCGGCCUGCAUUGAAGAAUUUCUUGUCAAAUCGGAGAAGAAGUGGUUCAACACAUACCGCAAUGCCAAGCUGGGCCGGUACAAUGGCUCCUAUGCCCAUUCGAGCUUCCAAGCUCAUCGCGAGUCGCGUGCCACCUCUGCCGCGGGUUCGAUAUACGAAGAAAACAGUGAACACAGUUCGGGCAAUGAGCACGACCGCAGCAAUUUGACUGAUGAGUUCCUGCUUGGGACAGACUAUGUGGCCCCCAGUGGCUUGAAGAAGUGGAUGCAACUUCGUGUGGGAGACUGGCCUGUCUAUGCAUUCUUCAUGGCCUUUGGUCAGAUCAUCGCGGCCAACUCGUAUCAAAUCACGCUGUUGACCGGCGAAGUUGGACAGACGGCAGACAAGCUCUAUGCCAUUGCGUCCAUCUAUCUCGUCACCUCCAUCUGCUGGUGGAUACUUUUCCGCCGCUUCAGCUCGGUGGUGUGUUUAUCGCUGCCUUUCUUUUUCUACGGUCUCGCGUUUCUCCUGAUUGGGGUGGCGCACUACGUCUCGACGGCCAGUGGACGAGGCUGGGUACAAAAUGUGGGCACCGGCAUGUACGCCGUGGCAUCUUCUUCCGGGUCAAUCUUCUUCGCGCUCAACUUUGGCGACGAGGGAGGUGCUCAGGUCAAGGCAUGGGUGUUCCGCGCCUGCGUGAUACAGGGCACACAACAGAUCUACGUCGUUGCUUUGUGGUACUGGGGCUCGUACCUCAACCGGCGCACCACAGAUGGACUUGUCACCACACCCGACCCGGUGGUCUCGACGUGGAAGAUCACCGCCAUCACCCUCCCUAUCGCAAUGCUGCUCUGGGCUGUCGGCUUGUUGAUGUGGUUCGGAUUACCGAAGUACUACCUGCAGGCACCAGGCAGGAUGCCGAGCUUCUACCACAGCAUGCUGCGUCGCAAAAUCGUCGUCUGGUUUCUCGUGACGGUGGUGAUCCAGAACUUCUUCCUCUCGGCGCCGUACGGUCGGAAUUGGUCGUUCCUAUGGAGCAGUUCGCACGCCUCGACCUGGCAAAUCUUCUGUCUCGUGAUCCUGUUCUUUGUCUUUGUCUGGGCAGGCUUUCUGUGGCUCUUCGCCUUGCUCUCAAAAUCCCACAGUUGGAUCCUGCCUCUAUUUGCCAUCGGCCUCGGCGCUCCUCGCUGGGCACAAAUCUGGUGGGGCACCAGCAAUAUCGGUGUUUACCUCCCUUGGGCCGGUGGCUACACGGCGUCCGCCCUGCUCUCACGCUCACUGUGGCUGUGGCUCGGCACACUAGAUGCCAUCCAAGGCGUUGGCUUGGGCAUGAUUCUUCUCACGACCCUGACCCGUGUGCAUGUCGCCUUCACUCUCCUCACUGCCCAAGUCUUGGGCUCGGUGGCCACGAUUGUGGCGAGAGCCUGCGCGCCUAACAAGAUCGGCCCGGGUCCAAUCAGCCCAGACAUCAGUGGCAGCCUUGGGACUCUCUGGCAACCCUGGUUCUGGGUUGGGUUGGUGGCCAAUCUGAGUAUUUGUGUUGGCUAUUUCAUGUUUUACCGUAAGGAGCAGCUGAGCAAGCCUUGA
This is a messenger RNA of Capronia epimyces CBS 606.96, 7365 nucleotides long. Its product is annotated as alpha-1,3-glucan synthase. The record is from RefSeq and is a predicted model, not a curated record. Gene Ontology annotation, molecular function: alpha-1,3-glucan synthase activity. NCBI's taxonomy places the organism in Eukaryota, Fungi, Ascomycota, Eurotiomycetes, Chaetothyriales, Herpotrichiellaceae. The transcript is spliced from 4 exons. The coding region runs from base 1 to 7365 and encodes 2454 amino acids. Gene Ontology annotation, cellular component: fungal-type cell wall. Gene Ontology annotation, biological process: fungal-type cell wall (1->3)-alpha-glucan biosynthetic process.